Oldenlandia corymbosa var. corymbosa is the source of this 3076-nucleotide messenger RNA. NCBI's taxonomy places the organism in Eukaryota, Viridiplantae, Streptophyta, Magnoliopsida, Gentianales, Rubiaceae. The record is from the annotation of a GenBank genome assembly.
GCGAGUCAAUCCUCUCUUCUUUUGCCCCUUUCUUUUCUUUCAUUUGUUAUUGUUUUCUUUUCUAUAAUAAUAAACAUAAAAAAAAUUUAAAAUAAAAUUAAAAGCCGAGAAACGGCGAAAAAAAAGAAAAGAAAUUCCACGUGGGUCCCGGUUAUUGGUUUCAGCCUUUGACGGCAAGCUGGUCAGAAGCGACAGAGAUGAAAGAGAAAUAAAGCAUCAUAAGUUUGACUCUCUUCCUCUUCCUCUGGCUUUUCCCCCAUCUUCUUAUAUUCUCUAAUUGCCAUUCUCAUUUUCUUCCUAAACAUUUGAAACUCAGUUCAACCAUCUCUCCUCUUCCCUUCUUCUUCUUCUUCUUCUUCUUCUUCUUCAUCUCCUCAGCUAUCUCCUACAAUUUUUAAUCCCAGCUAAAAAAAGAAGAAGGUUUCUUUAGAGUUGUGUAUGGUUGUUGUUGAUUAGAAUAAGAAAGAUGGCUGUAGAUUUGAUGACUGGAUUUCGAACCGAUAGUUUUGCAGCAGCGAAGAUGGAAGAAACCGCUGUCCAAGAAGCUGCCACUGCUGGACUCCAGAGCGUUGAAAAGCUCAUCAGGUUGCUUUCCACAACCACCCAAUCUAAAUCUGACCCUCAACAGGCUACAGUCUAUCAGGAUUCAUCUGAUUAUCAAGCCGUUGCUGAUGCUGCCGUCCAUAAGUUUAAGAAAUUCAUUUCUCUGUUAGACCGGACACGAACAGGGCAUGCCCGGUUCCGCCGUGGACCGGUUAAUAAUUCCAAUUCUAAUCCUAAUCCAAAUCCUUCUUCCCCUGCUCCGCCGCCGCCGGCUCCACAAACCCAAAAAACCCAUCAGCCACAGCCGCAAAAUAGUCUUGUUAUAGGUCAACCCGUUAAUAAUUUGCUUCAAAUUCAACCCGUGGAAGACGAUAAAGAGAAGGUGAAAUCCGGUUCAAGGAUUUAUUGCCCGACGCCGAUUCAGGGAUUGCCGCCGCUUCCUCACAACCACCAUCAGUUGGUGAAGAGCGCACCGAUUGAAAGGAAAGAGUCUUCCACGACGAUUAAUUUCGCGUCUGCUUCGCCGGUGAAUUCAUAUAUGUCGUCCUUGACCGGAGACACCGAGAGCUUGCAGCCGUCGAUGUCUUCUGGGUUUCAGAUUACAAAUCUGUCCUCACACGUUUCGUCGGCCGGUAAACCGCCUCUAUCAACGUCGUCGUUUAAGAGGAAGUGUAGCUCUAUGGAUGAUUCAGCUAUGAACAAGUGCCAUACCGGCGGCGCUGCUUCCUCCGGUGGACGUUGCCAUUGUCCCAAGAAAAGGAAAUCGAGGAUGAAAAGAGUAGUUAGAGUUCCGGCGAUAAGCAUGAAGAUGGCCGAUAUUCCGCCGGACGAUUACUCAUGGAGAAAAUACGGUCAAAAGCCAAUCAAAGGUUCCCCUCAUCCUAGGUGAGUUGACUUAAAAUCCGAUUACUGUUAUUUGACGCUAUAACAUUUGCCUGUCGGUUCAGUUUUGUCCCUGUUUUUAAGGUUAAAAUCCAGCAAUGACUUGACUUUUCUUGAGGGUGUUCUGGACAUUUCGGGACAUUGGUUGUUCGGACUAAUUAAUUAAGAUUUAUUCUUGAACAAAUUUCAGGGGUUAUUACAAAUGUAGUAGCGUAAGAGGAUGCCCGGCCCGGAAACAUGUGGAGCGGGCAUUAGAUGACCCGACUAUGCUCAUUGUUACAUACGAAGGAGAUCACAAUCACUCCCAUUCAACCACGGAUGCACCGGCGGCGUUAGUUUUGGAAUCCUCUUAAUCUGGACCGUCCAUCUCCGAAGUGAUUUGGCCAUCCCUCCUCCCUUCUCCGGCGGCCGAGGCCACAAGAUCAGAUCUAAUCACAGCCGUCCAAAGUGCAAAAAGAGGAUAACAGAUGAAAGAGAGAGAAGAUGGAGAGUUUCUUAUUAUAUCUCUUGGGUCAACUCUCUUAGGUUGAGAUUGUUGUUGCCUAGUAGGCAUCAUCAUCAUGCUGGGUGGGGUCCAGUUGUAAAUUAUGGUUGUUUCUCUUAUGGCUGGUUUUUUACUAGUUAUUUUAUGGUUUUUGGGAGGAGAAACUGAAAAAGAAGCUCAAAAAGAAAGGGAUAAAAAAAAAAAAGAUGGCCAAUUCAAUUGUGGAUUUGUUGUGAUCAGUGCAUCAAUGAGUCCAAGUGGUGGGGGGAUUUCUUUUUGUUUUUCUUGUUAACUUAUACAUAUCCAAAUUGGAUCUCUUUUUUAACAUUUGAUCUUUGAGGUUUGAUCUUAAACUCAAUUGUCCCAAUGGUUCCAUUAAGUUGAGGAACUUUUGAGUUUGGACCAACUAAUGUGAUUAUUGUCAUUUACAUGUUCAUUUCAGACACUUUCACCUCAGUUUGUCAGUGAACAUAAACCAUAUUCGGAACUUCAAGUAAAACAUAUGUAACAUUUAGGGUAUGUUUGUUUUGUUUUUUUAGUGUGUUUUUAGGUUUUUUUUGUAUUGGAAAUGUAAAAAUGUGCGUUGAAAAUGUAAAAAAAUAUGCUGAGAUAGGAUAAUUAUUAAUAAAAUAAUCAAACAAACAGAGCCUUGAUCAUUCUUAGCAUUACAACUUAGGUUUUUUUUUUUUAAAGAAAAUAUAUUUUUAAAAGAAGUUUUGGUAGUCAAUCACUUAUUGAUCGGAGCGGAAAGGAUAUAAAAGAAAGACUCAAGUUGUGUAAUAAUUAAUGGAUGACUUGUCGUGUGUGAGACGGGUGUGGAGUGGUGGACUGACUAACUCAAUUAUAUCAUUAUUAUCCCACCCAUUAAAGAAAAAGCAGGGCAAUUCCCGUUUACGUUUUUCAAUUUAGUUAUUCAGAAACAAAAAAACAAAACAAUUUUUUUCGUAAUCAUUCAAAAAAAAAAAAAACAAAACCUUAUGGUACUGAAAUAAUAAAAAGAAAAAAAUUGCUUAAAAAAUUUUAUUUGUGCAAAGUUGACUUCACAAUAUUGGUGUAAUUUUUAAAUUAUUGUUUUGGGUACAGUACUAAUGAAUGAAUGGUCCGAAAUGGGGGUUAAUUACAAUGUACCACGUACUUGUCAAAUACAUUUGUUUAUUUAAGGAGAGC